AAACAAACAAACAAACAAACAGUGUUACACCAGGAGAGAGGUUAGGGCUGCAUCUGCACUGCAGAAAUAAUGCAGUUGAUUCAUAUUUAUUUAUGUCAUUGGCAUGGCAGAUAAAAACAAGCCCUUGACUUUUGCCACUGAGCUUCUCUGCCCUGGAACAGAAGCAGAGUGAGCCUCUGAGCGCCUACAAAGUGCAUUUAAGAGUACAGCUUUGGCCACUCAGCAGCAUUCCAAAGCCAGGAAGUCGCUAGGGCGCAUGCGCGAGAAGAGAAAGGGUCUCUCGUUAAGACUACGUUUCCCGGCGCGCCCCGCGCGGGCGCGAUAACGUAGGCGUGACGUAUAUCAACGUCCCCCUUCCUCCGUCGAGGGCUCCGGCGGGGCCCAAGAUGGCGGCGCGCUGGAGCAGCGAGAAUGUUGUGGUCGAGUUCCGGGACUCUCAGGCGACAGCAAUGUCUGUGGACUGUCUUGGGCAGCAUGCAGUGCUUUCUGGGCGACGUUUCCUCUACAUUGUUAACCUAGACUCACCUGCCGAUGGGCAUCGCAAGAUUUCCCGCCAGAGCAAGUGGGACAUCGGAGCUGUGCAGUGGAACCCACAUGAGAGCCACGCACACUACUUCGCUGCUUCGAGCAACCAGAGAGUGGACCUCUAUAAAUGGAAAUAUGGAAAUGAAGAGGUUGGCACUUCCUUGCAAGGGCAUACACGUGUGAUCAGUGAUUUGGACUGGGCCGUAUUUGAACCAGAUCUGUUGGUUACCAGUUCGGUUGACACUUACAUCUACAUCUGGGAUAUCAAAGACACCCGGAAGCCUUCUGUCUCGCUCUCUGCAGUGGCUGGAGCCUCCCAGGUAAAAUGGAAUAAGAAGAGUGCCAACUGCUUGGCCACCAGCCAUGAUGGGGACGUGCGCAUUUGGGACAAACGGAAACCAGGCACCGCUGUGGAGUAUCUGGCAGCUCAUCUCUCCAAAAUCCAUGGUUUGGACUGGCACCCGGACAAUGAGAACAUUUUGGCUACAUCAAGCCAGGACAACUCCGUCAGGUUUUGGGAUUACCGACAGCCUCGAAAAUACCUCAAUAUCCUGGCCUGUCAGGUUCCAGUUUGGAAAGCCAGAUACACGCCUUUCAGCAAUGGAUUGGUGACUGUGAUGGUGCCCCAGCUGCGGAGAGAGAAUAGCCUUCUGCUCUGGAACAUCUUUGACUUAAACACACCAGUCCACACCUUCGUAGGACAUGAUGAUGUGGUUCUGGAAUUCCAGUGGAGGAAGCAGAAGGAAGGGUCAAAGGAUUACCAGCUGGUCACCUGGUCUCGAGAUCAGACACUGCGGAUGUGGCGUGUUGAUUGCCAGCUACAGCGGCUGUGCUCCAAUGACCUCCUGGAUGGAGUGGAGGAGCUCAUCGAUGGAAUUUCUCUCCUGCCAGAGACGGACAAGUCCCUGCCUGCCCAAGAUGCUGAGCCCCAGCAAAACUCCAACCACGGGGAGGAGGAAGCCUUAAAAGAUGACUCCCAGAAAAGCCUCUUGGUGGGGAAGAAGCUGGAUCAACUGGGGCUGCCCCAGACCCUGCAACAGGAGUUCUCUCUGAUCAACGUCCAGAUCCGAAAUGUUAACAUGGAGAUGGAUGCAGUGAAUCGCAGCUGUACGGUCUCAGUGCAUUGCAGUAACCACCGGGUGAAGAUGCUGGUGAUGUUCCCUGCACAGUAUCCCAACAAUGCUGCCCCUUCCUUUCAGUUUGUCAACCAGACAACCAUCCCUUCCACCAUGAAAGCCAAGCUGCUCAAGAUCUUGAAGGAUACAUCCAUGCAGAAAGUGAAGCGGAACCAGUGCUGCCUAGAGCCAUGUCUGCGCCAGUUGGUCUCCUGCCUGGAGUCUGUUGUGAACCAAGAGGAUAGCACCUCUGGCAACCUCUACACACUCCCGAACUCGGUAACUCCACCUUUACCAACCUUUCCCAGGGUCUCCAAUGCCUACGGUUCCUAUCAGGAUUCCAAUAUUCCAUUCCCACGCACUUCUGGAGCCCGGUUUUGUGGGGCAGGUUAUUUGGUGUACUUCACCAGACCUAUGACAAUGCAUCGCACAGUCUCUCCAACAGAACCAACUCCCCGAUCCUUGUCGGCACUCUCAGCCUACCAUAGUGGCCUCAUCACUCCCAUGAAGAUCCGGACAGAGACCCCCGGCAACUUGCGCUUGUACGGUGGGAGUCCCACACGUAGCGAGAAGGAACAGGUUUCCAUCAGCUCCUUUUACUACAAGGAAAGGAUGUCUCCUUGCUCUGCCAGACGGCGUUGGUCCAUACAAGCGGUUAACGACUUCCCGAAAUCGAGACGAUGGAAGAGCAAACGCGAAGGAGCUGAUGCCAGCAACCGGCCCAUCAAAGCCGCUGGGAAAGUGAUCAUUCAGGACAUCUCUUGCCUGCUCCCUGUCCACAAAUCACUAGGGGAGUUGUACAUACUCAACGUGGCUGACAUUCAGGAGACCUGCCAGAAGAACGCAGCUUCAGCGUUGACUGUGGGGCGGAGGGAUCUUUUGCAGGUCUGGUCACUGGCCACAGUAGCAACUGACCUCUGCCUCGACCCAAAUUCUGACCCAGACUUGGAAACCCCCUGGGCCCAGCAUCCGUUUGGUCGCCAGCUUCUGGAGUCUCUGGUGGCACAUUACUGCCAGCUCCAUGAUGUACAGACCCUGGCCAUGCUGUGCAGCGUCUUUGAAGCCCAAACCAAACCCCAGGGAGCCCUCAGUCCCAUGGGACUCUUACCUCAGCGCACCGCUAGCCACAGCCGAUAUCCCAGCUUUACCUCUUCAGGCUCCUGUUCCAGUAUGUCAGACCCUGGGCUCAGCACAAGCAGCUGGAAUAUAGUUAACAAAGAGGCAGACCACACGCCAGCUUGGUGUGAAUCGUCUCCUGAAGACUUCCGUUUGGGGAACUUGGCCUACCCUGACCACCGAGAUCGGGAAAAGGAUCAGCACGACAGGAAUAAAAGGCUUCUGGACCCGGCCAAUGUCCAGCAGUUUGAUGACUUCAAGAAGUGCUAUGGAGAGAUCCUUUAUCGCUGGGGCCUGAGAGAGAAGCGAGCUGAAGUGCUCAAGUUUGUGUCUUGUCCCCCUGACCCUCACAAGGGGAUUGAAUUUGGUGUCUACUGCAGUUACUGCCGCAGUGAGGUGCGUGGUAUCCAAUGCGCCAUCUGCAAGGGGUUUGCAUUCCAGUGCGCCAUCUGCCAUGUGGCUGUGCGAGGCUCUUCCAACUUCUGCCUGACCUGUGGGCAUGGGGGACACACUAGCCACAUGAUGGAGUGGUUCCGCACCCAGGAAGUGUGUCCCACAGGCUGUGGCUGCCACUGUUUGCUGGAGAGCACCUUCUGAUCGUCUGCUCCCAAAACCUUGACUGGACUGGCCAUGGGCUCAGUAGGGAUGACAAGCCAAGAGGCUCUGCCUCUUCCAGGUUGCUGCUCAGAUGGGUGACUGUGCUCUCGAUGGAUUACUGGUGGUCUGUUGGGAUGGGUGACUGGUAGUCUUAGGAGCCUCUUACAAGCUCCUUGAGGCUUUAGUGCCUCAGGAAAACCUCUCCAGAAUUCAAAGAAAGACACUUUUGCGUUCAGAAGGCAAUCAUUGCAAUGUGGACUGAAAGAGGCUUUCGUGAGCAAGUAUCCAAAUGUGAGGUGUGAAGCAAGUGCUCUUGAAGAAUCAGGUAGACACAUUGGCACCACAGCUGGGAGCCUGAGGGCUUGGUAUUAAUAUUUUUCCUUCACAAAACUGCCUUUCCUUGGCUUAAAAUUUUCUUUGUGUUGCAGAAAUGGAAGGAUCAAAGCUAACACAGCUUCCCACUAAAACACAGUAGAGCACUUUGUUCUUGUAUGCUGGCUUGAUUAAAUUAAUUGCUUUUUCCCCCGUGGACAGGGUAGUGCCAGGGUACAAAAUGAGCUAUGCCCUAAGUGGUGGGCAGAACUUUCAUUUCUCUCUUCAGGGGCCUCCUUUAUAAAAAAAACUCAAAACAGCUGAAUUGACAGAGCUUAAUGGACCUGAGUUAUUUGGUCCCUUUUUUAAAAUGAUAGUUGUAUCCUUGUGCUUUAGGGUGUGUAUGUGUGCACCUUUGCAUCUUUCCAAAGGAAUGGCAGUAGUUGUGGGAUGGGAAUCAGCCAGUCUGUCAAACUUAGGAAUGGAUGCUGCAAGGAAAGAUGGGCCUGAGAACUGAAAAAGCACCAAUGGUCAUUGGGAUUAAUGAUCACAAGACUAAUAUCUUGUGUUUUUGAUGCUGAAAUGCAUUCUAGUCCUGAGACUUGGCCAAGCGAAGGGAAUCUUCUCUUGCCAGGAAAAUUUACAAAAACCUUAUUUUUGUACAAAUGAGAAUCUGAGCUCCAGCUCUACUGGAUUGGGCUUGGACCUUCAGUACCUGGAUCUGGGCUUACUGAGCCCAUCCAGAGCAUGGAAGCUGCCUCCAUUGUCAUUUUUCAAAGCCUUGUAGUUACGAGAGUGUAUUUGUGUAUAUUCUGUAAUAAAAUGAGAACCUUUUAUAAA
Messenger RNA from Sceloporus undulatus (fence lizard), 4505 nucleotides. It is a transcript of the gene WDR59, whose product is annotated as WD repeat domain 59. Gene Ontology annotation, molecular function: protein binding. Bases 387 to 3353 code for a protein of 988 amino acids. The transcript is spliced from 27 exons. The record is from RefSeq and is a predicted model, not a curated record. Lineage: Eukaryota; Metazoa; Chordata; Lepidosauria; Squamata; Phrynosomatidae.